AUGCCACCAAUCAGCGGUGGAUCCACUACUGAGUUCCACUUGAAGGUGGACUUUAAAAUCGGAUUCGAUUUGACGCGGGAUUUAAACGGCAAACCGGCACUUACAGUACGACGUUAUGAUGAUAAUUCAAAAAGUACUCACGAAAUAGAUGUAGUUUCUAAGCCAUCAAUAAGAGCCGAUUCCUUUAGCGAUAGUGACGAAAAUGAUAAAGCACGUUUGGACGCCAGACAGAAAGACAAAUCAGAAAGCAAAGAAAGUGACGAAGAGGACUCAGGGAAUGGUAAUUUGCAUAUAUUACAUUGA
Parnassius apollo (apollo) is the source of this 303-nucleotide messenger RNA. The record is from the annotation of a GenBank genome assembly. NCBI's taxonomy places the organism in Eukaryota, Metazoa, Arthropoda, Insecta, Lepidoptera, Papilionidae.